AUGUCUUACCAUGUUAUUCAUCAACCGAUUCAUUCAAAUCCAACUAGUUCUUCCAAUUCAAUAACGACAACAGUUCCGACGUUGCAAUUCAUGCCACGUUAUCAUUAUUCGCGAAUGGCUCCAAAUACUUCCGAAGUAUUUCUAGCAGACAAUCCUUCAAAUGGACAUUCAAGAAAACUCUCACCUCCGCCGUCAACAACAGUGAUGACGACGACGACGACGAGCAAUAACGCGACGAAUUUACCUGGAUCUUUUACGUCAACAUUCAUUCCGUUUGUAAGCAGUAAUCGAACUGGCACGCCCACAAUGCGCGAAUUCAUUCAGAUACCAGUCAAUCGAGAAGAUGGAGGAAUAACAGUUCAAACGAAUAAUCUCAUCCGGUCAGUCCCGAUUACGUACAUUACAGAAACAAAUCCAUUNUGA
Messenger RNA from Adineta ricciae, 423 nucleotides. The record is from the annotation of a GenBank genome assembly. Lineage: Eukaryota; Metazoa; Rotifera; Eurotatoria; Adinetida; Adinetidae.